CAAAUUUCUAGCACCAACAUGAAAAUUGAGAAAUAAACUUUGCACUAUACAUUAUAGCUCAUACAUAUUAAUUUCUCCUAUUCAAUGGAAAUUCAAUUUGAGGAACCAAAGAAGAGUUUGAGACCAAAAAGUGACAACAAAUUCAAAGGUAGAAUCAAAAAAUAUGAAACAAAAAACAAGUUUGUUGGGGUGAGACAAAGACCAUCAGGAAGGUAUGUUGCUGAGAUUAAGGACACAACACAAAACAUAAGAAUGUGGCUUGGAACAUUUGAAACAGCUGAGGAAGCGGCUAGGGCUUACGACGAAGCCGCAACACUUCUUCGAGGUUCCAACACUCGCACCAACUUCGUCACGCGUGUUUCUUUAGAUUCUCCUCUCGCUUCUCGGAUUAAAAAUCUUCUAAACAACCGAAUAAAAGGUACCAAACCACAACAAGAACAUAUGAAUGUCAAGAGCAAAACCAUUGAUCAUGUCAACACGGUUAGUGAUAUUACUAAUAGUACCACUAAUCGUGUCAGCACGAUCCAUGAUAUGACUAUUAGCAAUAGUGCUAACAGUGUGAGCAUCAAUAGUACUAUUGAUGGUACUAGUGCUAGGAGUGUAACUAGCACUAAUAGUCUUAUUAGUACAAACUCAAGCAAUAACAACGUCGAUGAAAAGAGUGAUUCAAUUUCAAGUAUUAUGACAAUAGAAAAUAAAAGACUAUUUGAUGAUGCAUAUAGGCCAGAUUUGAGCAAUUUCAAUGAGUUAAGUUCCAAGUCCAAUGUUUCAUGUGGUUUUGAUCCAUUUUUUGAUAAUUUUAUGUCAAACAAUGAUGGAAUAUUAUGUGAUUUGGUUGAGUUGGGAGAUUCACAAUUUGAAAGGAUGAAAGUUGAAAGACAAAUAUCAGCUUCACUUUAUGCAAUUAAUGGUGUGCAUGAGUACAUGGAAACUUUUCAAGAUUGCAAUGAAGCUCUAUGGAAUCUUCCACCCUUUUGCUCAUUUUUAUGUUAAAUAAUAUGUAAUAAGUCUAAAUAUUUCUUCCUUUUUAAGUAUAAAUUCAGUACAUCUUCGCACUUAAUUGCAUAGACUAA
Molecule: messenger RNA, 1073 nt
Organism: Cicer arietinum (chickpea)
Lineage: Eukaryota; Viridiplantae; Streptophyta; Magnoliopsida; Fabales; Fabaceae
Product: ethylene-responsive transcription factor ERN2-like
Biological process (GO): regulation of DNA-templated transcription
Molecular function (GO): DNA-binding transcription factor activity; DNA binding
Source: RefSeq, a predicted model, not a curated record